GGGUUCGCCGCUGGAGCGCGGCUGGGCUGCGGCUUUUGUUGCCGGGCCCGGUUCCCCGCCGCGGGGGCGGAGCCUGCGAAGUUUGGGCUCCCGCUGCCCCUCGCCGGCGGCUGGGAGCGACGUCAGGGGCGCUGCGCUGCGCUCGGCGAGGGGUGCCCACGUGUGACCAGCUGAAACUAGUUCUGAAGACACAAAGGGAAGGAGCUGGGGAGCGCGGCGGCGGCGGCGGCGGGGCAGCGAGCGAUCAACGCCCGGGAGCCGCGCGGAGACCGAGCGAAGCUCAGCGGCCGGACAAAAUGCAGAUCCGUGGAUUCUUCCUCCUCCUGGUGCUGAUCCUCAUGGCUGCAGCCUCUGAGGCUGGUAAAAACAAGAAAGACAAGGUGAAGAAGAACGGCUCUGAGUGUGAGGAUUGGCGCUGGGGGCCUUGCACCCCAAACAGCAAAGACUGUGGUGUGGGCUACCGCGAGGGGACCUGCAAGGAGGAGACUAAGAGACUCAAGUGCAAGAUCCCCUGCAACUGGAAGAAGGAGUUUGGAGCUGACUGCAAGUACAAGUUUGAGAGCUGGGGCGGGUGCGAUACUGCUACUGGUCUAAAGGCCCGUUCAGGCACCCUGAAGAAAGCCCUGUACAAUGCCGAGUGUCAGGAGACCAUUCAAGUGACCAAGCCCUGUUCUCCCAAGACCAAGUCAAAAUCCAAAGCCAGGAAAGGGAAGGGGAAGGACUAGAAGGGACGGGCUGACCCUCCUGUCUCCUAGACACGGUGCCUGAACCCAUCUGGACAUACACCACUCGGCGCUGCAGCAUGGCCCCCCCGCUCGGCAAUGUUUUGCCAAAUUCCAUUCUUCCUCCUCCCCCAACUUCAUCCUUAACUGUGAUGCCUUUUUUAAUCACUAGUUGUGUAGAGACCAAAUCCGCCCUCACCUGAAGGAGGUGCUGUUUACCUUCCCCAUACCUACUCUGUGCCACUGUCUGGUGCCUUUUUUGGACCCUAGUGUUCCCUUCUCUGCUUCUGUUUUCAGCUAUUCAGUGCGAUGUGCGUGGGGCGCUCUGGGCUGGGAGCAGCUGGAGCCCUUCACGUUUUUGGACCCUUUGCUGGAGCUAAGUGGCCUUUGGCACAUCUCUGGGAAGCUUGUGACCCGUCUGAGUCACAGUGGUGCUUUAAGGAAAAAGAAAAGCGAACCAGUGAACUAGCAAGUGACCCAGUCACAGAGGGCAGGGAUGAUGAGAGCAGGAAGGAAUGAGCCCCAGUACCCUGCUGGGCUCACGUGCAAUGGAAACAUUUGGAGAUGUCUCGUUAUUUCUGGUUUCCUUGACUUUGCAAGAGGCACAAUGUGUGCCUCCCAGCAGUGGUCUGCUGUGUGCCUCUAGCCUCCCCCACUUCACCUGCAUUUGCUCACAAAUUGUUCACCCAAGGACUGGCCUCUUUGGUCAGGGUGACCCCUUCCUGCUGCCUGCUUUUCCACCAGCAGAUGCAAACCCAAGGAUCCUGCAGCAACCAGGAAAAAAAUCUCUCCCAGGUUCAUGGGCCUUUCCCUUUUCUCUUCCUUUCCCUUCUGUUUCUUCUAAUCCGUGUCUGUGCUGGGCCACUGUGGCCUCUCCCUGCUUUCUGCUCUCACACAGGUGUUGGGCCAGCCCGCACUACUUUUGGAUUUUUUUUUUCUUUUCCAAUAAAAGUCUUUAAAAAAACAAA
Dermochelys coriacea (leatherback sea turtle) is the source of this 1690-nucleotide messenger RNA. It is a transcript of the gene MDK, whose product is annotated as midkine. NCBI's taxonomy places the organism in Eukaryota, Metazoa, Chordata, Testudines, Dermochelyidae. Bases 297 to 725 code for a protein of 142 amino acids. Gene Ontology annotation, molecular function: growth factor activity. The transcript has 5 exons. The record is from RefSeq and is a predicted model, not a curated record.